Mollisia scopiformis is the source of this 1010-nucleotide messenger RNA. RefSeq names its product methyltransferase. NCBI's taxonomy places the organism in Eukaryota, Fungi, Ascomycota, Leotiomycetes, Helotiales, Mollisiaceae. Bases 74 to 946 code for a protein of 290 amino acids. The record is from RefSeq and is a predicted model, not a curated record. The transcript has 4 exons.
CCUAGGUAGAGCUCGGAGGAGUGACAUUGCGGAAGUCAAGACAAAACAAGUGUCCAGUCAACUUCAGAGAGGAAUGGCUACUUCUUUCAAUCUAAACAGCAAAGCAGCCAGCGGCUUCAAGAACGCUGCCAAUUACGAUGCUCAUAGACCCACUUACCCAGCGGAAGCUGUGGAGAAGCUUCUUACACAUCUCGGAGUUGCAGAUGACACCAAUGCACAAGUUAUCGACCUUGCUUGUGGAACUGGGAAGUUUACACAGCUCUUGGCUGCUAGGCCAGAGAAUUUCGAUAUUCUGGCUGUCGAGCCACAUGCUGAGAUGAGGGAGGAGCUUGUCAAGAAGAAUCUAGGUUCGAGGGUGAAGGUGUUAGAUGGGCAUGCCGCUUCUAUGCCGGUUGAAGAAGGCUGGGGAGAUGCUCUCGUUGCUGCACAGGCAUUCCACUGGUUUGCUACGGAAGAUUCAUUGAAGGAGAUUCACAGAGUUCUGAGACCAGGAGCUAAAUUUGGGAUGAUUUGGAACCUCGAAGCUUAUAAUUCCCCGAGAGAGUGGCCAUCUGCAACAACUUGGGAGCAGAAGCUGAAAGAGAUUGUUUUUAACCUCGAGGAUGGUCACCCUCGAUUCAGAAAUAUGAAAUGGAAGGAAGUAUUUGACAACCAGCAAGAUACGACUCCACUUCAAACCCUCAAAGAUACUUUUACACACAACUUCCCGACAUUCUCACUUCCACUGGGAGAGGAGACUGUCCAGUGGACUGUCUAUAUGUCUGAAGAAGCUAUAUGGGGAAGAUACACAACCCUGUCACAAGUUGCAAAUCUAUCUGAAGAGAAAAGAGAAGAGAUUCGGAAGCAGGUCUUCACUGUGCUGAAAGAAGGAGACACAGAACGAAACGAGAAUGGAGAGAUAGCUUUGCAUGGCGUUACGUAUCUUUGUUGGACGUCUCGAAUCUGAGUCUCCUUUCAUUGGUAGUUUUCGUAAUUUGCGACGCAAUAGAACAGUACUGGCAUCGUCCCCC